GGGACGCUGCUGAGUUCUUGUCGGCCUUCUUGGCUGGCGGCUGGUUGCGCGGACUGACGAAACUGAGCCUGAGCUCCGUUUGCUUGCCGCUCUAAAUGUCAUCUGAUGAAACGUGAAGAACACGCGGUCACAAAUUGGUUGUGCGACGAUCUUAUGAGCCGCUGUAUGUCAGAGCGCGCUGAAAUCUCUAGCCCUAAGAGCUCUAAGCGUUGGCUGAAGCAUCGACGCGUAGUGCUGAGGUGGGCCCUGAAUUUCUGAGCUGGAAGUGAGGGUACAAAGAAUGGAGUCUAAGCCCUCAAGAAUUCCUCGAAGGAUAUCUGUUCAGGCCUCCAGCUCUACUCUAGGAUCUAGAACAUUAACUGGAAGCAGUUUAGCUGGUGCAUAUAGUGCAAGAGAUUCUUCACGGGGAUUAGACUCUGGUUACCAGGAAUCCGAUGUAUUGAGUAAUUCUGACAGAGACUGGGGAAUUGGAGAAAGAGAGACUCAUGAAAAUCCUUGGAAGCUUACAACAUCCUCUCCGACUCACUACUCAGGGACACUUGAUCACCCACGGUCUGGACGAUUUUUGGGAAGCAGAAACAGACUGUCUACAUCUUCCUCUUCUCAUUUUACAUCUGGGUGUUACGAUGAUUCUGAAAGAACUCAGGGAGCAUAUUCAAGACUGCAUAGCCAGCAGCAAGAUAGUGAUUCAAAGCGACCUAAGCUGUCUUGUACGUCUACCUCUUCUGUGAGAAGUAAUGGCUUGGCUGCCUUUUCAGAUUCCUCUUGGAGAUAUAGUAGGAUUCCCAGAUCAUCUUCUGUGAUGUUUGGUUCCCUGGGAACUGAGCUAGUGAGAGAGCGAAGAGAGUUAGAAAGAAGAACAGAUCAGUCCUUUAAUAAUCUGGUGGACCAUAGCUACAGAAACAGUGACUUUUCAUCUUCAGCAUAUUUUCAGGAUAGGCCUGCCUCUACAUAUGCGGAAGGAGCAAGACCAAAAGAGAACUCAUUAAGUGCUUUGAGGUUAAAUGCGUCCAUGAGCCACCAGUUGCCUUCUGCUCAUCAAUCUUUUUUCAGCAGAGACUCUAGCGUAAGAUCUUCAAGGACCGGCUAUUCUUCAAGACAAAGGAGAAAUGAAAUAGAAUCUCCCCAGAGGAAUGUACACCCGGCAUUUUCUCAUUCUUCAGCUAGAGGUGAAACUCCUUCAAGUAGUUCUGGAAGGGUUUUAUCUUCUCAGAGGUCACUGAAUGAUGCUGCAGCUGACAGUGAAGGAAGGCGCACAACCAGACAGUUGCUGUCUCGUUUAGCAUCUAGUAUGUCAUCCACAUUUUUCUCUCGAAGAUCUAGCCAAGACUCAUUGCAGACAAGGUCAUUAGGCUCUGAAGAGUCAUCUCUUGUCCCAAGAGUUCAAGCUCCUACUCUGUCUGGCACUAAUGGAACUGCAACUCCUGAAGCUCCAGGACUGCAUACAUCUGAAGCUUCUCAGGGAUUUAGCUUUCUGAGACGAAGAUGGGGUUUAUCAGGAGUUUCCCAGAGUCUUAACUCUGAUCCAGAUGGGGAAAGCUACAGACCAGACUCUGAAAGUAGGAGCACCGGGUCCUGGUUGUCAUCAUCUUUGAGGAACAGAUGUACGCCGCUCUUCUCCAGAAGACGGAGAGAAGGAAGAGAUGAGUCUGCAAGAAUCUCUACCUCUGAUGCAGCUGCUAGAUCACAGCAUGUUUUGAGAAGAAGGGAGUCAGGUGAGACCUCUCUUGAAGCAUCAGAUGGCCCUCCUAGGGCUUCUGUUAGCAGACCACCAACACCUGCAGUAUCUGGUAUUUCCACGGCUACUGCCUCCCCACCAGAUUCAGCCCACAACAGGAGAAGUUCUGGAAUUCUGCCUGGUUCUCUCUUUCGCUUUUCAGUGCCUCCAACAUUAGGAAGCAGUCUGUCUGACAAUCUUAUGAUAACUGUAGAUAUUAUUCCUUCUGGCUGGAGCCAGUCUGAUGGACAAGAAAGUGACAAAUCCAAAAUGCCACCUUCAAGAGAUCCAGAACGACUGCAGAAAAUUAAAGAGAGCUUGCUUUUAGAAGAUUCUGAGGAUGAAGAGGGUGACCUAUGCAGAAUCUGUCAGAUGUCCUCUGCAAGUACUGACAACAAUUUAAUAGAGCCGUGCAAAUGCACUGGAAGUCUGCAGUAUGUUCACCAGGAGUGCAUGAAAAAAUGGCUGCAGUCCAAGAUUAAUUCCGGUUCUUCUUUGGAAGCAGUAACCACUUGUGAACUAUGUAAGGAGAAGUUGCAGCUGAAUCUGGAAGACUUUGACAUUCAUGAACUCUAUAGGGCACAUGCAAAUGAACAAACUAUGAAUUUAUCAGCUCUGGUCUCUACCUUGUGGUGUUGUUGCACUUAUGUGAGCAGCGCUUUUCUGAUAUGCUCGGAACCGCAAGUGAGGCCAGCACACGUGUCAGAUUUAUUAACCUUGCAAGAACUCUUCAGGCACAUAUGGAAGAUAUUGAAACUUCUGAGGAUGAUUCUGAAGACUGAUGCUGGUGUAACUUUUAUGCUGAAAGAAACAGAAGUGCUGCAGAAAUGCUGAACUGACAAGAACAACAUCAACAUGCGUUUGUUUUUGGCUCUCCUUCAUAAAAAGAGCGUUGAAUAUUACUGUAGUUUUUGAAGCAUUGUGUAAUUCAAAAUCAGCUGCUGCACUGUGGAAGUCAGUGGACUUGAGAACAACUAUUCAGUAUGUGUGAAGAUUGUCUAUAUGUAUGUGUGUAUAUAUAUUCACACACAGUAUAUAUAUAUGCGCAUAUAUAUGUAAAGCAACUUCACUUUUUAAAUGAAGGUAUGCUUCAUUUGGGGAGACAUCAGAUUUUGAGUAUAUAAGAAAGCUAUAUCUCUUUCUUUCCUUCUUACUGUAUUCACAUUUCUGGUUUUGUCUAUCAAGUUUUGCUCCUCUACUGGCACUAAGUGGUUAUUGUGGGUGUUGGGGUGAGGGUGG
Centrocercus urophasianus (Greater sage-grouse) is the source of this 2956-nucleotide messenger RNA. It is a transcript of the gene MARCHF7, whose product is annotated as membrane associated ring-CH-type finger 7. Gene Ontology annotation, cellular component: nucleus. Bases 281 to 2551 code for a protein of 756 amino acids. Gene Ontology annotation, biological process: protein autoubiquitination. The record is from RefSeq and is a predicted model, not a curated record. The transcript has 11 exons. Lineage: Eukaryota; Metazoa; Chordata; Aves; Galliformes; Phasianidae. Gene Ontology annotation, molecular function: ubiquitin binding; ubiquitin conjugating enzyme binding; zinc ion binding.